AUGAAAGUCCACUGGUGGAGUUGGGUGUUGGGAUUUCUCUGCAUGCCUGCUGAGAUGAUGCUCUACAAUUGGACAGUCUCUCAAAGCCCCUCGUCCCUCUCUUUCAUGAGAGUGAACUCAUCGGUUGAGAUCACAUGCUCCACGUCGCUGUCCGACCCGGAGGGUCUCUACCUGUACGGGCGUUUCCACGGCGAUAAGAGCAUCGUGUACCUAUCCUUGCACGAUGGACAAGUCGUCAAAACGACCCCGGCUACAGAAUUUACAGGCCGAAUUCACGUGACUCCAGAGCAGCAGAUGGAGGCAGGUACUGGGUUCACGCUGCAUCUGUCUGGGCUGGAGCUCAGCGACACCGACUUCUACUACUGCUCCUGGACUCACUUCGUAUCGCAGACUGGCAGACUGGAAAACCAGCCAAGCAAUGGCACCGUGAUCAUUAUCACAGAGCACGAUCCUCAUCUUCACUGCAGGGACCAGAUCUGGGAUCUGACCUCGAUUUGCUUGAGUGCGGCAGCAUUCACUGGCGUCCUGCUCUUGAUCAUUGUAGCACUGAUUCUGCAAUGCAGAACGUUUAAGAAGAACUUCAGACCUGCCAGAGCUGAAAAACCACUCAGACCCAGAAGCCCUCCGCACGUUUGCCCUCAGCACAGGACACUGUGCAGUCCCUAUAUGGUCACAUCUACGAAUGCUCUGGACUUCAGGGGCAUUCUGUGAUAUUCUUUUUUUUGUUUAAAAAUAUACAGUAUACAGCAUUUUUGAAACUUUUGAUUUUGCAACUUGUUAACCAUCAUAAAGGUGCCUCGUGCUUUUUUGCUCUGAUUUUCAUUUCCUUUUGAAGUUAAAUUUGUGUUUUGUUUGCCGAAAAAGUCAUUGAGCUACCACAUCCUGGCUGAUGUAUGUGAAUGUUUUUGUUUGCAACGCAAGCAGUUUGUUCAUUUUGUUUGACCUUUAAUUUGUAUUCAGUGUAAACCCUUUCUUUACCCUCAGUUGUGUUUGCGUUUGAAGUAGAUGCCCAUAUUGAUUACCUCAGAAGUUAGUCAAGAAAAACAGGAAAUAAUGACAGUUAUCACUCAGUUCUGUUUCUGACUUUGUUUCACUGACAAUUUCUUUCUUCCUUCCUUUUUCAACAUAAUGUGAAAGCAUUUUAUAAAUAAAGGUGUUUUAAAAUCAUGUGACAUAUUUGUGUCCCCAGUCACUUCUGGGGUUUUAUCACAGUGUUAUUAUUGUUUCCUACUUUCCCUUUUAAUCAGUUUGUUGUUGUCUUUUAUGAAGAUAUUAGAAACUUUAAAUCUGCAUUAAAUAGGCAGCAGUUGACUCUGAUUCUGUAAUGUCUUCAUUCAUUCCUUACUUCCUUCCUUUUGCAAAUACAAUGUGUUUUGUGUUUGUAAACAAACCUGGCCAGAUAAGCUUCCACAAAUAAAUCUAUCUGUAAUUCUCCA
Messenger RNA from Solea senegalensis (Senegalese sole), 1436 nucleotides. RefSeq lists its product as uncharacterized. The coding region runs from base 1 to 711 and encodes 236 amino acids. The transcript is spliced from 4 exons. Lineage: Eukaryota; Metazoa; Chordata; Actinopteri; Pleuronectiformes; Soleidae. The record is from RefSeq and is a predicted model, not a curated record. Gene Ontology annotation, molecular function: signaling receptor activity. Gene Ontology annotation, cellular component: membrane. Gene Ontology annotation, biological process: adaptive immune response.